GAGAUAAGAUAAUGGCCAAUACCAAUGCCAGUUUGAUUGGCCGAGAGCUUCCAUUCAGACUGGCGAUCCGCUGGAUUCCCCGAAACCGUCAAAAAAUUAAUUCGUAGCAGUUCGCAACUCGUUCGCGAUAGCCUCACACCAGAAAGCAGCGACGGCUGCUUUCGACGUGCCGAUACCCCGACACGUCUACGCCGCAAAACCGUCGACGAGCAGGGCGAUUCGCCAGCUAGGAGAGAACGUAUACGCAAGAAAGCGCCAACGGGCCUCCCUCCCCGAUAUCCUCUAGAAUGGCUUCACCCCGCCUCGCCCGCCCGCCCACAUGUCUCAGCUGCCUGCGGCGCCUCGCCCGGCCCACGCCAUCCUCAUCUACGACGACGACGACGACGACGACGACGACGACGACGAUGCGAGUCUCGCCCCUAUCACUAACGCAGACCCGCGGCGUCAGGAUGAGCAAGGCCGAGGACGAAGACCUGCAGGGCAUCCCCGUGCGCCUGCUCAAGGAUAUCCACGGAUUUGGUCGCAAAGAUGCCAUCAUCCGCGUGCGGCCAGGCCGCAUGCGCAACGACUGGUUCCCCCGCGCGGAGGCCGAGUACAUGACGCGGCGGCGCUUCGAAGAGCUCGGCCUGACCGAGGCCGCCAUCGGGCGCCGCGACCGCACCUUCGGCGCGAAGCUGGACGUCCCCGAGGGCGAGGCCGCCGACGCCAAAGCCAGCCGCACGGCGAAGUCUGAGGCCGAGGCGCCCAAGAAGCCCAAGAGGGACCCCCUGCUGCUAUCGCCCGAGGACACGCUGCAACUGCUGCAAACGCACCUCCCGGAGCUCCUGAUCUUCACGCGGAAGCCGAUCCCGAGCGUCGCCGACUUCUCGUUCGCGGCGCCGGCGGCGCCGGCAGCAGCCGCGACGCCCCGGUCGCCGGCGCUCGCGGCGGGCGCGGUAUCGUCGAUGGACGCGCCGGCGGCGUCGUCGCCGUCGGGCGAGGCGCCGGGGGCCAUCGUGCCGAUCUACGGGUCGGUGUCGGCGGCGGACGUGCUGGCGCUCGCGCGCGAGCACGUCCUCGAGCGCGACCCGGUCCGCGGCCCGCGCCUCGCGCUCCCCGACGCCGUCGACGCCGUCGCCAUCCGCGGCCUCCCCGCCGAGGGCCGCAUCAAGCGCCUCGGCGACUUCCCCGUCCGCAUCAGCGUCGCCCGCGACCUCGACCCCGUCGACCGCGUCGUCCGCGUCGUCGCCGAGGACGCCUAG
Molecule: messenger RNA, 1241 nt
Organism: Durotheca rogersii
Lineage: Eukaryota; Fungi; Ascomycota; Sordariomycetes; Xylariales; Xylariaceae
Exons: 3
Coding region: 288-1241 (317 amino acids)
Biological process (GO): translation
Cellular component (GO): ribosome; mitochondrion
Molecular function (GO): structural constituent of ribosome
Source: RefSeq, a predicted model, not a curated record